UUGAGUUUCUGGCUCGAAUGACCAUUGUGCACUUUUACGGAAAUGCACACGAAAGGUACAACAAAUCCACCGAGCUUCGGGCCAACGAGAGAGCCUCGAGAUGCACCCAGACAGAGACAGCGACACAGGAGGCCACUUCAACUGACCUCGCGAGAAGGUGAGCACUUGAGGAGCAGAGCAGCAGAAUUUAGGGUAUGGUCCAAGGCCGGCGGGGCAGCAAGCAAGAGGAGGAGGAGGAGGAGGAGAAGAGUUGCAUGCCGAGGCAUUGGGUUCGCUGAAAGGAUUCCCACUAGACCAGGAAAACACUAUGUCUGUUCGUUGGGUCCGAUACAUCCAGACCGUUUCUGAUCUGGAGUAGCGUAGGUCCUCGUCAAAACUUACACACUUCAGACUGAGU
Molecule: messenger RNA, 397 nt
Organism: Marchantia polymorpha subsp. ruderalis
Lineage: Eukaryota; Viridiplantae; Streptophyta; Marchantiopsida; Marchantiales; Marchantiaceae
Source: the annotation of a GenBank genome assembly